AGUGCUGAACAAAAGAUGAGCUGUCCAGUGCUGAAGAGGAGAGGAGUUGACCUGAAGACAAAUGAAGGAACCUGCAUGCCUCUCCUUCCCAAGGGACUCCUACAGACUUCCAGGACCCUCAGUAGAAGUCAGAAGCUGUUCCUGUUGCCCAUACAGCUCCCUCGAGUGUGUUCUGGCCUUCUCCGUCUCCCCGCGCCCAGCGCCUUCCCCAGAACCUCCUGGCCGUGGGGAGCAGGUCCUCUGCCUUGGGCGGGCCAGCAGUACCAGCCCCGUGUCUGCAGCUCUGCCCUCCCGGUGCCUCUGCGCAUUCGGUGUGCCAGGACCCUGUGCACAGCCUCCGAGAUGGCAGAGCAGCGCUACUGCGUGGAUUACGCCAAGCGCAGCACGGCCGGCUGCAAGAAGUGCAAGGAGAAGAUCCUGAAGGGGAUGGUGCGGAUCGGGAAGGUGGUGCCCAACCCGUUCACGGAGUCCAGCAGGGACAUGAAGGAGUGGUACCACGUCAAGUGCAUGUUUGAGAAGCUGGAGAAGGCCCGGGCCACAACCAAGAAGAUCGAGGACCUCACGGACUUGGAGGGCUGGGAGGAGCUGCAGGAGGCUGAGAAGGAGCUGAUCAACCAGCAGAUCUCAGACCUAACUUCCAAAGCUGCGAGCACGCCCAAGAAGAAGGCCGUCGUCCAGGCGAAGAUCACUCCCAGCGGACAGAUCACCUCCCCCAAGAAAGUUCUGUCCGCUGCUUCCGACCCCUCACCCAAGAAAUUCUCAGGAUUUACAGCCAAGCCCGGGAGUGCCGAGGAAUCCAGCCCGAGCUCUUCCCACAAGCCGAGCUUGUCUGCUGAGAAGUGCGACCCCAAACAUAAGGACUGUCUGCUGCGGGAGUUCAGGAAACUCUGUGCCAUGGUGGCCGAUAAGUCCAGCUACAACGUGAAGACCCAGAUCAUCCAGGACUUUUGGCAGAAAGGGACCAGUGGAGAUGGCUUCCACGGAGACCUCUACCUGAUGGUGAAGCUGCUCUUGCCAGGGGUAAUCAAAAGCGUCUACAACCUGAACGACAAGCAGAUUGUCAAACUCUUCAGCAGGAUUUUUAACUGCAGCCAGGAGGACAUGGUUCGGGACAUGGAACAGGGGGACGUUUCGGAAACGGUGCAGCUCUUCUUUGAGAAGAGCAAAGCCUGCCCUCCCGCCACCAAGAGCCUCUUGACGAUCCAGGAGGUGGACGAGUUCCUAACGCGACUCUCCAAGCUCUCCAAAGAGGAUUACCAGCAGAACUUGCUCCAGGAAGUGGCGAACAGGUGCACAGCCAACGACCUGAAAUGCAUCAUCAGGUUGAUCAAGCACGACUUGAAGAUGAAUGCGGGUGCAAAGCACGUCCUCGAUGCCCUGGACCCCAAUGCUUAUGAGGCCUUCAAAGCUUCCCGCAACCUCCACGACGUGGUGGAGCGGGUCUUGCUGAACCAACAGGAGUUGCAGAAGGUUCCCGGCAUGAAAAGGACACUCAGCGUGCAGGCGACACUGAUGACCCCCAUCCAGCCCAUGCUGGCCGAAGCCUGCAAGUCCAUUGACUAUGCUAUGAAGAAGUGUCCCAACGGGAUGUACUCGGAGAUCAAAUACGACGGGGAGCGAGUUCAGGUGCACAAGAAGGGUGACCACUUCAGCUACUUCAGCCACAGCCUGAAGCCCGUCCUUCCGCACAAGGUGGCCCAUUUUAAGGACUUCAUCCCCAAGGCCUUCCCCGGUGGACACAGCAUGAUUCUGGACGCCGAAGUCCUUCUGAUCGACACCAAGACGGGGAAGCCAUUGCCUUUUGGGACUCUUGGGGUGCAUAAGAAAGCUGCUUUCCAGGACGCCAACGUCUGUCUCUUCGUCUUCGACUGCAUCUACUUCAAUGACGUCAGCCUGAUGGACAGGCCUCUGCGGGAGCGUCGGAAAUUUCUCCACGACAACAUGGCGGAAAUCCCGAACCGGAUCCUCUUCUCGGAGAUGAAGCACGUCACGAAAAUGUGAUGAUUCUGUUUUGACGCACUGGAUGAAGGCAAGCGUGACUCAUUUCCUAAAGACUUUGGGUCCUGCCCAAGUCGUGGAUUGUGGUGUUAGGAAGCUGCCAUAUACCGAGAUCCCAGUAAAAUUCCAGGCUGGCUGAAGAUUAAUAAGAACUACUAUCCUGACUUCAUUGUUCCAGAUCCAAAGGAGGCGCCGGUCUGGGAGAUCACGGGCGCGGAGUUCUCCAAAGCGGAGGCCCACACGGCCAACGGGAUAUCCAUCCGCUUCCCCCGCUGCACCCGCAUCCGGGAUGACAAGGACUGGAGCACGGCCACCACCCUCCCGCAGC
Molecule: messenger RNA, 2326 nt
Organism: Hemicordylus capensis (graceful crag lizard)
Lineage: Eukaryota; Metazoa; Chordata; Lepidosauria; Squamata; Cordylidae
Gene: LIG3
Product: DNA ligase 3
Exons: 15
Coding region: 16-2001 (661 amino acids)
Biological process (GO): lagging strand elongation; mitochondrial DNA repair; double-strand break repair via alternative nonhomologous end joining
Cellular component (GO): DNA ligase III-XRCC1 complex
Molecular function (GO): ATP binding; DNA ligase (ATP) activity; DNA binding
Source: RefSeq, a predicted model, not a curated record